CUCCGGUCACGCGGGGCGCCGGUGGUGGCGCUCUCGCGAGAGUUGCGGGUGUAUGUGGGCAGUGCGGGCGGAAGUGCGUUCCUUUCCCGCGGCGCCGAGGCCCGAGCAGGAUGAAGCUCAACAUCUCUUUCCCAGCCACUGGCUGCCAGAAACUCAUUGAAGUGGAUGAUGAGCGCAAGCUGAGAACAUUCUAUGAGAAACGGAUGGCCACGGAGGUCCUGGCUGAUUCCCUUGGUGAGGAGUGGAAAGGAUAUGUUGUCCGGAUCAGCGGUGGCAAUGACAAGCAAGGCUUCCCCAUGAAGCAGGGUGUCCUGACUCAUGGACGCGUCCGCCUUUUGCUCAGCAAGGGCCAUUCCUGCUACCGCCCCAGAAGGACUGGAGAGAGAAAGCGCAAAUCCGUUCGUGGCUGCAUCGUUGAUGCCAACUUAAGUGUCCUGAACUUGGUCAUAGUGAAAAAAGGUGAAAAGGACAUUCCUGGGCUGACUGACACAACUGUGCCCCGUCGUCUUGGUCCCAAGAGGGCGAGCAGGAUCCGCAAGCUGUUCAACCUGUCUAAGGAGGAUGAUGUUCGCCAGUAUGUUGUGAGGAAGCCUCUGAACAAAGAGGGAAAGAAACCCAGAACCAAGGCUCCUAAGAUCCAGCGGCUGGUGACUCCUCGGGUGCUGCAGCAUAAGCGCAGACGCAUUGCUCUGAAGAAGCAACGCACUCAGAAGAACAAGGAGGAGGCAGCAGAAUACGCAAAGCUCUUGGCCAAGAGAAUGAAGGAAGCCAAGGAGAAACGCCAGGAGCAGAUUGCAAAGAGACGCCGGCUUUCUUCAUUGAGAGCUUCUACAUCUAAGUCUGAAUCAAGUCAGAAGUAAAGAUGUACAUGAUAUUAAAAAUAAACCCUUUUUGUGGUUAA
This is a messenger RNA of Lepidothrix coronata (blue-crowned manakin), 901 nucleotides long. It is a transcript of the gene RPS6, whose product is annotated as ribosomal protein S6. Gene Ontology annotation, cellular component: ribosome. The record is from RefSeq and is a predicted model, not a curated record. Gene Ontology annotation, molecular function: structural constituent of ribosome. The coding region runs from base 111 to 860 and encodes 249 amino acids. The transcript has 6 exons. Gene Ontology annotation, biological process: translation. NCBI's taxonomy places the organism in Eukaryota, Metazoa, Chordata, Aves, Passeriformes, Pipridae.